This is a messenger RNA of Toxorhynchites rutilus septentrionalis, 7493 nucleotides long. RefSeq names its product ras-related and estrogen-regulated growth inhibitor. The record is from RefSeq and is a predicted model, not a curated record. The transcript is spliced from 2 exons. Lineage: Eukaryota; Metazoa; Arthropoda; Insecta; Diptera; Culicidae. The coding region runs from base 6432 to 7493 and encodes 353 amino acids. Gene Ontology annotation, molecular function: GTPase activity; GTP binding.
UCAUGAGCGGUCUUUACCUGCCAUCAUCUCACAAGCACGCCAAGCGUUAGAGCGACCUAUUUUUAGGAUCGGCAUGUGAAUUUCAGCCGUGCCAGUGUCGGCUAGUAAAAAACUCAAACAGCCAGUUUCGCAAGACUCUUUUGAGGCCAACUUAGUAUCACCAAGAGCAUGCAUGGACCGGAUAAGAUGAUAAUCACUUGGAGCCAAGUCCGGACUAUACGGUGGGUGUAAUAGGACAUCCCAUCCGAGCUCCCGUAGUUUCUGGCGGUUCAGCAAAGAUGUGUGAGGCCGAGCGUUGUCCUGGUGGAAAACAACACCAUUCCUAUUGAUCAUUUCUGGCCGCUUCUGGCCAAUCGCCUGCUUCAAACGGUCAAGCUGCUCACAGUAGAGAACCGAAUUGAGGGUCUGGCCAUAGUUGAGCAGCUCAUAGUGGAUGAUUCCCUCCCAACCCCACCAAACACACAGCAAAACCUUCCUGGCCGUCAAUCCGGGCUUGGCGAUGGUUUGGACCGGCUCAUCGCGCUUCGACCACGACUUUUUUCGCUUUAGGUUAUCGUACGUGAUUCACUUUUCAUUACAUGUCAUCAUCUUCUUCAAAAAUGGGUCGAGUUCGUUCCGUUUCAGCAGUGCAUCGCAGGCGUUGAUUCGGUCUAAAAGAUUUUUUUGCGUCAACUCGUGUGGCACCCAUACAUCCAGCUUUUUUACAACCCAAUCUUCUGCAAAUGGUUCCAAGCGGUGUUAUAGUCUAUAUCCAGUUCCUGGCCAAUCGAGCGAGUGUUCACAUGCCGGUCUACUUGGAUGAUUUCAACGAUUUUAUCGGUUUCCACGACGAUUGGCCUACCAGUACGGGGUGUAUCUUCGACAGCCACUACACCAGAACGAAAUCGAUCAAACCAACGUUGUGCUGUGCGAAUCGUUACAGUAUCGAGUCCAUAAACUACACGAAUUUUUUCGGCCGCCUUCGUUGCAGUUUUACCUCGCAGGUAGUUAAAACGUAAAAUAUGGCGAAUUUCUUGCUUGGUGGACUCCAUCUUUGACGCGCUAUAACUUAAGACUGAAAAGGACAAUCACAACACUGUCAAAACGACACUUGUAGCACAGAUUGUCGUCUUUAAAUAGCCGUAUAGUAUGACCCGAUGCGAUAAGUAUAACACAAGAUAUGUUGAGGUGUUGCCAUAUAUUGACAAUAUACGACAUUUCUUAAAUAUUCCCCAACCCAAUAUUUUCAUCAGUGUUCCCAAGGCGCGGUGUGACAACCACAACUUUGCAUGUGGUGAACAAAAUCUUCCCGUGAACUUUUGCCGAUUUUCUUGCAUAUCGACCGGAAUUUUACUGAUAACUGCAAAACUAAGGGGUUAUUUUCGGUCAAGUAUGAAAACAGUAACGCAAGUUUCAAAGUGUCGGAAUAAACAUUGACUCACCCACUCGAUCCAUGACUCACUUUAGUGGUAUUUCUUGAAGGCUUUCCGAUCGAUCAUUCAAUUUCCGCGCAUUGUUUCCGGUUUAAAAGUGGCGUCAACGUGCAGCUCAUUUCAAGGCGGUAGUUUGUGUGAAGAAGGUAUUUUACUGCGGUGAGAUCUUUGUUUUUCGGUUGAAAAUUGAAGCUAAAAAUUGGUUUCGAUGGGGUUGACUCCGCCGCCAUCACACAAUAGAUUCGGUUUGUAUUUUCUACUAACAUUCUACAUUGUUGGUACAUAGUAUUAUUUGUGAAUUAUUUCUUUGGUAAUAAUAUUUUUGGAAGCGUGGAGACGUAAAAUACGCUUUGGUCGUUAAUGCGGCUAUAUUUAAUAAGAUUUAAUAUGUAAAUUUAAUAUGCUGUCCACAAGUAUCCCAAGGUCCUUCACUGUGCUUGUACGUUUCAAAAUUGUUUUCCAUUCUGUAGUUGAAAAAAAUAAUAGAAGGCUGUGUCCAAGACACGACCACUUUGUUGACGUAGAACUACGCUGUUAUUUUGUUAAAGUUGCUUGUUAAUAACUUCGGAUUUUAUUUUACACACACACACACACUUAUCCCCGCUUUGCGCUCUUCUCAACAGAAGCUCUUUCUAUUAUAAUUUCCGGUUUCGACUAGCUUUGCUGUUAUUCUUGGUGCAGCUAGUUUUGCUACUGUCAUGCGAAACCAAAUGACACACAAAAUUCCUAAAAAAUAAUUUCUUAAUGAGCCGAUUAUAUCCUAGAUAUCCCCACACUGUUUGAUGUAAUGAUUGCAAUGCCAGACACAUCCACGAGUAAGUAAUUUGGUCGCGUCCACAGCUCAAUCCGAAACGACGACAUGUGAUGACGCAAAACAAGGAAGAACAAGCGAUAUUCAUUGCUUCGUAUCUAAAAUGAUUAAAUUUUCAUUUUUCAAUUUUCCGCAAUUGUUUUGUUUGAAUUAGUGAAAUCAUCGUUAUUUUUUCGACACUGAUGCCAAACAACAUCAUCGAAACAGCUAUAAAAACCACUCAAUGAAAUGUUAUUCCUGAGUCAUAGCGUUUCAUGGCAUGAAAAUCAAUAAAAUAAAAUUGUGAAUUCUAGCAACUUUAACAUUGGUCAAGAAAAUUGUAUUGCAGAGCUCGGAACACUGCCACGGCAGACUCUGGUGUAAAAAAUAGUAAACGGAAAAAUAUUACAUCCAAUCAAAAUGUCUCGGCCAACGAAGAGAAGGGUUAUAGCUCUCCAACGUGAAUAUGUGAAAAAAAUACGAUCAACGAAGGAAAAUAUUAAGGAAUUAUCAACAUCGAGUUACUGUGCAGAAGAACUUGUUAAUAACAAAAAGAGCCCCAAUUCGCAUGUGUUAUAAAUUUGCUCAUGUUGCGCUCGCGUAUAAUCAGAAUUUUACUUCAUAUGCAAAUACACUUUCUAUAUUUAUUUAUAUUUGCAAUUGUUCAUCGGAACACAUCCUUCAUACAUUUUACUUAAAUAUUGAAUUCUCGCGUAACUUUUGAAAAGGUCCUAUGUAACAAAUGUAAACAAAUCGAGUUAAUGGAUGCACGCUAUUAGUUUUUAAUCAUUGAAUGUAUUACAAAAACAAUCGUUCACGUAUCUAUCUUCUUCAUAUUUUUGUCGCCGAUACAAAAAAUAUCCAAUGUACAGAUUCGGAUUUUAAGCACCCGGCUGUUACUUCGGACGCCACUUUCCUCCGACGGCCGAAACGUCCGAAGUAACAAAGCAUUCAAAAGAACUCGCAGUCGUACUUCGGUCGUUUUGGAAUUUGUUUCUUACAGGUGCUGUUAUCGAUUUCAGUGCAAUUCAACGAGUGAAAACAAUAAUAAUCAGUCUUUAGAACGAAAUGCUGAUAUUUGGAUUGUUAUUUAUUAGUUAGUUUCAAAUUCUUAUAGUGCAACGUAACAUGUCCAAUGUGCAAACGCGGGCAGUCAAAACGUCCAAUGUAACAUUUUUCGCUCCGAGGCUUCAACCUUAAUCUCAAAUCACGGAACAACAGUUACGAUUGGUCUUACGGAGUUAUUCUUGACAGCUAGUGGUGAAAACAGUGAUAAAGAUCGAUAGCUUUUAAAACAAUUCGCGAAAUAAUGUUCGGGUCUUCAACUUCGUUUUUCUCGAGUUGGCGAAAAUGUUACAUUGGACCUUUUCAAAAGUUACGCGAGAUUUGUAAUUUUUUUUCAACUGUAUUCUAAGACUCGUGUCAGUGAAGCGCCACACAGUCUGAUAAGUUAAUUGAUCUAUUUAAGUUACAAAACGGUGUGCUUUGCUCUUCUCUCACAAACACUAUUACCCCAUUUUUACACGUGGUUUUACCUAUACUACUACAAUGGCUUCCCUUCCACCUUCACCUUAAAUCACUCCCGUUCGUCUUCUUCUUCUUUUCGUUUGUCUAUGGAGACUUCAAAUCCAACGAUUCAUUCGUCUCCGAUAUCUCCCCUUCGUUGAUCGCCGGUAAGUUGCUCAUAAGUGACGGCAUGGGUCUGUCUGAUUCUUAUGGACUCGAAAACUACUGAAUCGAUAUACGAAAACUGGUAUGUAGAUGUUUUGGAACCGGGGAAGGUUUUAAUGAUAGUUUGAGACCGCUCUCUCUAUCUAACGGGGGGCCGCCAUACAAGUGAAACACAAAUUUCUGUAUUACUCGAGAAUUAAUCAAGCAAUUGAAAACAAAUAAGAUAUAUGGAGGUUUGAGGGUGCAAUAAAUGUUUCUAUGGUGAUUAGACACCCCAUCUUCCUCUCUAAGGGGGGGAGGGGUGGUCGCAAUACAAAUGAAAUACAAAUUUCUUCAUUACUCGAGAAUUAAUCAAGCAAACGAAACCAAAUUUGGCAUGUGAAGGUUUUAGGGUGCAAUUUUUUUUCUCUAUUAUAGUGACUUUCAACACAUUUCGGCUGGUUCGUCACUUUUACUUCCAUUUUUGGAAGAAUGUCGGGAGUGAGAAUUGAACUCGUGAUCUCUGCGUGAGAGGUAUGGAUGUUACCACUACGCCAGAUCGCCUCCACCUUUAGGGUGCAAUAAAUGAUUCUAUGGUAGUUAGAUACUCCUCCUCCGUCUCUUAGGGGAAGGGGGGGGGGUGUUUGCCAUACAAAUGAAACACAAAUUUCUGCAUUACUGGAGAAUUAAUCAAGCAAAGGAAACCAAAUUAGGUAUAUGAAGGUUUUAGGGCGCAAUAAAUGUUUUCACGGUGGUUAGACACUCCAUCCCCUUCUCUAAGGGGAAUCUGCCAUACAAAUGAAAGACAAAUUUCUGCAUUACUCGAAAACUAAUAGAAUGGAGCCAAAUUUGGCAUGUUAAGAUUUCAGAGGGCACGAAACAUUUCUAUGGUGAAUAGACACUCCUCCUCUCUAAGGGGUGAAGAGGGGAGGGGUCUGUCUUUAUUCUAUCAAAUUUUCUGUAUCAAACAUUUAUUCAAUGUAACGGAGAAACAUGUUAUUUGAAAGUGGUUAAAAAAUCUUGAACGAGAAUUGUGUCUGAAAAUAAUCUGAUAUUAUAAUGAUGAGUUUUGAUAGAAGUACUAGGAAUUUUUUAGUAAAAGGUAAAUUCAACGGGGUUGAUUAAAAAAUCAAUCAAUGAACAGUUCUGCGAUUGGACUCAUGAACUUGCGCUUAGUAAGAAAACGUGAAUGUUUGAAGGUAUUGAUAACAAAUCAAAUUUUGGGCGGGACGAAGUUUGCCGGGUCAGCUUAUCUUAGCUUAUCUUAUCUUAGGAACUUGCCGAUUCGUUCGGUAUGUAAAUCGUCUAAAUGCAUUCGCGGCAAAAAUAGGUAUUACCGUUAACUUUGUUUCAUAAAAACGUGACCAGUUUUCUGAUUUGACACUUAGAAAAAGAAAGCACGUAGAAAGACGUAGUUCUACGUCAAAAAUACAGAAUACGAGAACGACUGAAGAGAUCACAGAGCAUGAAAUGGACGAAACUUUCAAUUUAAAGCUGCAAGCAACCUUUCGCAUGCGAAAUGAAACUCUUUGAAGAUGAUAAUGAAUAUAGCCAAUUUAACAAUUGCAAUCGUCAACUACUUGGUUGGUAAAUGACUGGACUAAGCGUACCAUCGGUACUUCGCGUACCUGCAGGCAUAAAAUAGACCCCAUUCGUGGUCCUUAGCUUCCUGUCCAGUAACUCCUAUCCUUACCUCCCCGUGGUACCGGCUGGGGUACGAGUAACCAUAGUGAAGAUCGGGUAACCAACCCCGGUGGGAUCUUGGUCGUAUGCUGACAGGGAAGGGGGCCUAUGCGAGCGUGUGUUCACCAUGGAGGUGCGGCUCAAAACAGCGUCUGAUCCCCAUGUUAGGGGCGGCUGAUCACUGUCUUCGUGCCAGCGGGGACUCUAAAAAGAGCUGUGCACGACGGUCCUCUGGCGAGACAGGGGGUUGGUGCAGGCCCUGCAAGCCAUCCGUAAAAAUAAAACGCACAGGAAAAUUCACAAAGAAAUUCGAGACAGGACAAUCGGACUAGACCUACGCAAAGAACACGGACUAGAGAUUGGAAACUCGGAACAUGGAACUGCAAGUCUCUCAAUUUUCUUGCGAGUACCCAAAUUCUUUCGGAAAUAUUGAGAGCCCGCAAUUUCAACAUCGUAGCGCUGCAGGAGGUGUGCUGGAAAGGUUCGAUGGUGCGAUCAUUCCAUGGUGGAUAUACCACCUAUCAGAGCUGCGGCAGCACACACGAGCUGGGUACAGCUUUCAUCGUGAUGGGGGAGAUGCAAAAAAAUUGGUUGGUGGCCGAUCAAUGAAAGAAUGCGCAGAUUGAGGAUGAGAGGCCACUUCUUCAAUACUUCUUCAAUAUCAUCAUUAUCAGCCGAACGUUGCUGCAACAUUCUCGCAGCGUCUUGAAGCUGCGUUACCGGGGGUAGACGAACUGGAUGCUGUUCCCCUCGAUGAAUGCUGGAACUCCUUAAAAUCAGCAAUUAGCAGCACAGCAGAGACCGUAAUCGGGUAUGAACAACGAGGACAACGGAACGAAUGGUUUGACGACGAGUGCCGAGCGCUCCUGAACGAGAAGGAUGCAGCACGCGCAGCCAUGCUGCAACGAGCGACUCGACAAAACGUGGAACGAUACAGACUGAAACGAAGGCAGCAAACACAUCUCUUUUGGGAAAAAAAGCGCCGCCUGGAAGAGAAAGAGUGUGAGGAGAUGGAGCUGCUUUAUCGUUCUCGAGAAUCGCGGAAGUUCUUCAAGAAACUUAACGCCUCGCACAAAGGCUUUGUGCCGCGGGCCGAAAUGUGCAGAAACAAGGAAGGAGGCAUCUUGACGAACGAACGCGAGGUGAUCGAAAGGUGGAGGCAGCACUACGAUGAACACCUGAACAGCGCGCAGACAGGAGACCUAGACGGCGUUGAGGAGGUCUACACCGGUGCAAUGAACAACGACGACGUACCACCCCCGACGAUGGGUGAAGUUAAGGAGGCCAUUAAUCAGCUCAAGAACCACAAAGCAGCUGGUAAGGAUGGCCUCGUAGCGGAGCUCUUCAAGGGAGGUCCGAGAAAACUUGUAGAGUGUAUGCACCGGUUGAUAGUCAGAAUCUGGGACACAGAACAGCUACCGGAGGAGUGGAAGGACGGGGUAAUCUGCCCCAUCUAUAAAAAAGGCGACAAGUUGGAUUGUGGGAACUAUCGUGCCAUCACAAUCCUGAAUUGUGCCUACAAAAUUUUGUCUCAGAUCCUCUUCCGCCGCCUAUCGCCAAUAGUAAGUAGAUUUGUGGGAAGUUAUCAGGCCAGAUUCAUGCCCGGUUGCUCGACGACGGACCAGAUUUUUACACUGCGGCAGAUCCUCCAAAAGUGCCGCGAGUAUCAGGUCCCUACACACCACAUCUUUGUCGACUUCAAGGCCGCAUAUGAUACAAUCGACCGACGACAGCUAUGGAGGAUCAUGGACGAACACGGCUUUCCCCGAAAGCUGACAAGACUGAUUCAGGCAACGAUGAACGGUGUGCGGUGCAGUGUGCGGAUCUCAGGUGAGCUGUCGGAAUCAUUUGAGACUCACAGGGGACUUCGACAAGGCGAUGGAAUCUCCUGUCUGCUCUUCAACGUGGCGCUGGAAGGUGUUAUGCGGAGAGCGGGCUUCAACAUGUGGGGCACAUAA